Molecule: messenger RNA, 1663 nt
Organism: Austrofundulus limnaeus
Lineage: Eukaryota; Metazoa; Chordata; Actinopteri; Cyprinodontiformes; Rivulidae
Product: cAMP-dependent protein kinase type I-alpha regulatory subunit
Exons: 12
Coding region: 249-1391 (380 amino acids)
Biological process (GO): negative regulation of cAMP-dependent protein kinase activity
Cellular component (GO): cAMP-dependent protein kinase complex; cytosol
Molecular function (GO): protein kinase A catalytic subunit binding; cAMP binding; cAMP-dependent protein kinase inhibitor activity
Source: RefSeq, a predicted model, not a curated record
AUUGACGUCAGUGACUGUUGUUGAUUGGCUCUCAGCCGUAUCCGGUGGGGCAGCGGUCCAAAGCUCGGAGAAAAAAAAUCGAAGCGAGGAGGAGGAUCUGGUAACGGAGCGCUUGUGAAAUAAAUACCCCGAGUCUCUUUUCGAAAGGCUCGGUAGGAUUUUAAAGUUUCUUGCAGCAGAGGAAAAUCUGCUACAUUUGCAGCAGGCAUAAAGGUUAGAGGUUACAGAGCAGGGUCGCRGCUGUCGUCAUGGCAUCUGGAAGUACGAGCAGCGAGGAGGAGCGGAGCCUGAGGGAGUGCGAGCAGUAUGUGCAGAAACACAACAUUCAGCAGCUGCUGAAGGACUGCAUUGUCCAGCUGUGCACCUCCAGGCCGGACCGGCCCAUGGCCUUCCUCAGAGAGUACUUUGAGAGGCUGGAGAAGGAGGAGGCCAAGCAGAUUCAGAGCCAGCAGAAGGCCAGCAGUUCCCGGUCUGACUCUCGCGAUGAGGAGGUGUCUCCACCCAUGAACCCCGUGGUGAAGGGUCGCCGACGGAGAGGAGCCUUCAGCGCCGAGGUCUACACAGAGGAAGACGCAGCCUCCUACGUCAGAAAGGUCAUUCCAAAGGACUACAAAACAAUGGCUGCUUUGGCUAAAGCUAUUGAAAAGAAUGUGCUGUUCUCACACCUGGAUGACAACGAGAGGAGUGAUAUAUUUGAUGCAAUGUUUCCAGUCACCUAUAUUGCUGGGGAAACUGUUAUUCAGCAAGGCGACGAGGGCGACAAUUUCUACGUCAUCGACCAAGGGGAGAUGGAUGUGUACGUGAACAACGAAUGGGUGACCAGCAUCGGGGAGGGUGGCAGCUUUGGGGAGCUGGCGCUGAUCUACGGCACCCCGAGGGCRGCCACAGUCAGAGCCAAGACCAACGUGAAGCUGUGGGGCAUCGACAGAGACAGCUACAGGAGAAUACUCAUGGGAAGCACUUUGAGAAAGAGGAAGAUGUACGAGGAAUUCCUCAGGAAAGUGUCCAUUUUAGAGUCUCUUGACAAAUGGGAACGUCUGACGGUGGCCGAUGCCUUAGAACCUGUUCAGUUUGAGGACGGACAGAAGAUCGUGGUGCAAGGAGAGCCUGGAGACGAGUUCUUCAUCAUCUUAGAGGGAUCUGCGGCUGUUUUGCAGCGGCGCUCAGAGAAUGAAGAGUUUGUUGAAGUGGGAAGAUUGGGACCAUCAGAUUACUUUGGUGAAAUCGCUCUGCUCAUGAACCGUCCCCGCGCUGCCACGGUGGUCGCCCGGGGCCCCCUGAAGUGCGUCAAGCUGGACCGGCCUCGUUUCGAGCGCGUCCUGGGCCCGUGUUCGGACAUACUCAAACGCAACAUCCAACAGUACAACAGCUUCGUGUCGCUGUCCGUCUGAGGGAGCGUCAGUCCCACUCCUCUCUUCUCUCCCUCCCUCCUCACCUUCUCUUCUUUCAGACCCAGGGUCCACAAAUGCAAUUAGCUUUUCUUUUUGUGUCACCUUGCUCCCGUUUCUUUUUGCUUUUUAGUCCUCAUCUGGUUUUACCCACACACAGGAUUUUGCUGUUACAACCCGUCACACAGUGGUGACUUUUAGCCACUCACCAGCGCUUUUACCAGCUGUGCUGUUUGCUACCUUAUAAACACAGUUACAUCACAUUACUCAGCUUU